Messenger RNA from Chaetomium fimeti, 1293 nucleotides. RefSeq names its product carbohydrate esterase family 5 protein. Gene Ontology annotation, cellular component: extracellular region. The transcript has 2 exons. Gene Ontology annotation, molecular function: cutinase activity. Lineage: Eukaryota; Fungi; Ascomycota; Sordariomycetes; Sordariales; Chaetomiaceae. The record is from RefSeq and is a predicted model, not a curated record. Bases 262 to 945 code for a protein of 227 amino acids. Gene Ontology annotation, biological process: carbohydrate catabolic process.
GCUUGGUAUGUUUCCUGCGUGGGGAACACCAAAGACAGCUGAAGAUGAUGAUGGUUUCACGGAUUCGUGUGAGCCUCAACCUCACGUAUAAGUAGACGGCGAACGCCACUCGACUGCAAACAUCUCCCUCCAGCUCAUCACCCAGCCAGCAGCCUCAAGUCUUCCGUUCCGGUCAACGCCUCCACCCCAUCUUAGCUCUUCCCUUUCCUCGUGUGAAUCAACCCUCACCUCAACCCAACCAACCAACCACCAACCGCAACCAUGAAGUUCCUUACCCUCCUCAGUGCCGCCGGCCUCGCCACCGCCCUGCCCACCGCCCCGGCCACCGAGGUGAACAACAACGCCGCUCAGAUCGAGGCGCGCCAGCUCUCGUCGACGCGCAACGACCUCGAGAACGGCGACGCAUCCAACUGCCCCAGCGUCAUCCUCAUCUUUGCCCGCGCCUCCGGCGAGCCCGGCAACAUGGGCAUCUCCGCGGGCCCCAACGUCGCCUCCGCCCUCGAGCGUGACUUCCGCAACGACAUCUGGGUGCAAGGCGUCGGCGGCCCGUACAGCGCCGGCCUGGCCGAAAACUUCCUGCCCGCGGGCACCUCCCAAGGCGCCAUCGACGAGGCGAAGCGGCUGUUCACCAUGGCCAACACCAAGUGUCCCGACGCGGCCGUCGUGGCCGGCGGCUACAGCCAGGGCACGGCCGUCAUGUCCAACUCGGUCAGCGAGCUGUCGGGGGCCGUGCAGGAGCAGGUGAAGGGGGUCGUGCUGUUUGGGUAUACCAAGAACCUGCAGAAUGUGGGGCGCAUUCCGAACUACCCGCGGGACCGCACCGAGGUGUACUGCAAUGUGUCGGAUGCGGUGUGCUGGGGGACGCUGUUCAUUGCGCCGGCGCACUUUUUGUACACGACCGACUCGUCGAUUGCGGCGCCGCGGUUCUUGAAGAGCAAGAUCUAGGUUUGAGUGGUUGGUGGGAGGUGUGUGGUGGGAAAAGGGGUGGUCCGGAGGCUGGGACUCGGCCGUGGAGGGGGGUGGUGUUGGGGGUGGUUGAGGCUGCGCUGAGCGGGUCAUGAGUGAUGAGGAUAUGGGAUAGGGCUCGGGGCCCGUGUGUGUGUUCCCGGGAUGAUGACGGCGACGAAGACGGUUUUCUUUUUUAUCAAUGAGCUCAUUUCGUUCCUGGUUCAUGUAAAUAGUUGGCUUGCACUCUGAAUAAACUCACCCAUGGGAUAAACAAUGGUUGGAUAUUGAAGUGGCAUUGCUAUCCUUUGGGGGGUGUGGUGUGCUGCGGCCAAACCGAACCGUCCC